AUGCCGACGCCACAGAAACGCGCGCAGCGCGCUCGCCGCGACCUGCGCAACGAUGCUAUCGCCGACUCCUCGUCGCCCUCACGCCCUUCCAAGCGCCGGAGGAAGAAUGACGAGCCCACCUCCGAGCCUGCAGAGACGACGGACCCGAUUGAUGAAGGCGACUCGUCGCAUGUCGCUGACCAGUCCCUGGUUGAGGAUGAUGACCAGCUGGUUACUCGAGUCACUCAGCACUUGAUGGCCCCUGCUGGCCCUGUCCAAGCGAGCAAGGAUCAUUCUAAUAGCAUCCACGAGGCCAACAAGGAGGGGGUCAAGGCAUAUGCGAAGAUUGCUGCUUUGGACUGGACCUACUACAUCACCAAGCUUCAGGUCAACAUCGGCCGGUCAUCCGACCCCUCGCAGCACCGAGAGAAUGCGCAGGACGAUCCCGAUGCCGUACACAUCGACUUGGGACCGAGCAAGUUGAUCUCCCGCCUGCAUGCUGUCAUCUACUUCAAUAGGGAUCAGGAGAAGUGGUGGCUGCUGGUCAAGGGUCGCAACUCGCUCAAGGUGGAUGGCGCUCUCUGGAAGGUCGGCCAGUCUGGGCCCUUAAGGAGCGGCGAGGUUAUCGAGAUUGGCGGCAUCGAAAUGAUGUUUGUUCUCCCCAUCGAGCUGAGCCCGCUUCAGAUUGCCCCCCAGUAUCUCGAGCGCGCCGGCAUCAUCAAGCCCGACCCGGCAGCCCCUACCCGUGCAGGCCGUCAUCCGCUCCCAUCCGGUGAUACCGCAUGCUCGAGUUCUCCGAGCAAGUCAACCCGUGGCCAGUCUUCGCAAAAACCCCUAGCUCCAGCGCCGCCUGACUACAAGCGGCCCGGCACUCCUCCAUCGGCCCGGGGUCGCGGCGCCAGCACCAAGACCCCCCAUGAACAAGGCAGCAGCAACCCCGUGAUGAUGGCCCAUGGCGAUGUGGAUCUGAGUCUUGAUGAAAAUCGUCACAUCAAGCCGCAGUACAGCUACGCCCAGAUGAUCACCCAAGCCAUCUUGAAUACCCCCGACCAAAAGCUCAAUCUGGCCGGCAUCUACCAGUACAUUCAGCAGAAGUAUGCCUAUUACAGACAUCAGCCGGCAACGGGCUGGCAGAAUUCUAUUAGGCAUAACCUGUCCCUUAACAAGGCCUUCGAGAAGAUUGCUCGGUCGACCGAUGAACCCGGCAAGGGUAUGAAGUGGCAGCUCGUCCCUGAAACGCGCGAUGAGAUGGUCCGUAGCGCUUGGCGAGGAGGCCGUGGCGGCCAUCGCGGUUCUUCCAACCCUUCGUCUCCCAACCAGCUCAGCUAUAUCACUUCCGGACCCAAGGAUAUGGCGGCGCGGGAUCCAGUUUCGGCGCGCAAGCGUAAGGUCUCGCCAUCAGGCUCGCCCCAGCCCCGCUCUUCCCUCCGAGAGUCCUCAACCAUUACACCGGUACGGCCUACCCGCAAGCCCCUCCCCGAUGAAGCCGGUGGCCAAGCAGAUAGUCCUCUGAACCCCCGUGCAGCCGGACGCAAGUCUACCUUAACCGCCAGCAACACCAUCAACAACAAUAUCACAAACCCUGCCGCGUCUGCCACCCUGGGUAUGGUCGAGAACGCCAAUGUGACAGCCACCCCGGCCUCGCCGACUUUGACCUCGUCCUACCUACAAGACAACGACGGCUCGUCCUUCGUCACACCCGCGCCUCACCGCGUCCAUCCCAAGCUGGCCCCUCCCAGCACAGCCCAGCGCCCCUCCCAGCACAUGCCUACCAGCUCUCCCGCUCCCUUCUGGAAGUAUGCUGACAUCGGGAGCACCCCGCUCAAGCCUACGCAGGCUAUGACUCCGUUCGAAAGCCCGUCAAAGAUCAUUGCGGGGAAUAAUGCUGCCAGUGGCGGCGGAGGUGCUUCUAAGGUUGGCGGUGGUGAGAGCGGUACUGUGGUGCUCCCUCCGCCAAGUAGUAGCCCGCCUCCGGCUGCUGUGGGUAGCCCGACUCGUGUAGCUUCGGGAACUUGCCGAGCGGCGCCUGCUGCUACUGUGGAGGAUCCCACGAGCCCGCCUGUGUCGGCUCUUAGUGCGGCGACGGCGUUAGUUGGGGAUGAGGAGGAGCAAGGGUUUGAUUUGACGAAGGGCUUCCAAAGCAUCGGCAGCUACCACGCGCCCGUCGGCCACGGCAAACAGGUCCAGCCUGCCACUGCCACAGCGCCUGCCCCUGGAGCGGCCACCUCUAACGGCGAUGUACCCACUGCAGCUGCUGCCAGCAGCGGGAAUGCUUGA
Molecule: messenger RNA, 2256 nt
Organism: Thermochaetoides thermophila DSM 1495
Lineage: Eukaryota; Fungi; Ascomycota; Sordariomycetes; Sordariales; Chaetomiaceae
Product: putative fork head protein
Exons: 3
Coding region: 1-2256 (751 amino acids)
Biological process (GO): regulation of transcription by RNA polymerase II
Molecular function (GO): RNA polymerase II cis-regulatory region sequence-specific DNA binding; DNA-binding transcription factor activity, RNA polymerase II-specific; protein binding
Source: RefSeq, a predicted model, not a curated record